Molecule: messenger RNA, 3290 nt
Organism: Musca vetustissima
Lineage: Eukaryota; Metazoa; Arthropoda; Insecta; Diptera; Muscidae
Gene: ema
Product: protein CLEC16A homolog
Exons: 11
Coding region: 21-3290 (1089 amino acids)
Biological process (GO): endosome to lysosome transport; regulation of autophagosome maturation; endosomal transport
Cellular component (GO): endolysosome membrane; late endosome
Source: RefSeq, a predicted model, not a curated record
AGGAAAGGAAUUCAGUAGAAAUGUUUCGCAGUCGCAGUUGGUUUGGUGGUGGUUGGAAUAAACCCAAAAACCGUCUAUCGUUGGAUCACCUGAAGUAUUUGUACAGUGUUUUGGAAAAGAACACAACAGUGUCGGAAAAUAAUAGAGGCUUACUUGUGGAAUCUUUGCGAAGUAUAGCUGAGAUAUUGAUAUGGGGUGAUCAGCACGAUUCAUCAGUAUUUGAUUUCUUCUUGGAGAAGAAUAUGCUGUCCUACUUUCUUCAUAUUAUGCGCCAGAAAAGUGGAGGCUCCAGUUUUGUGUGUGUUCAACUAUUGCAGACAUUAAAUAUUCUAUUCGAAAACAUUCGUAAUGAAACUUCUUUGUAUUACCUUCUAAGUAAUAAUCAUGUCAACUCGAUUAUUGUACAUAAAUUCGACUUUUCCGACGAGGAUGUCAUGGGAUACUAUAUAUUAUUCCUGAAAACAUUAAGUUUGAAAUUGAACACCCAUACCAUUCACUUCUUCUACAAUGAGCAUACAAACGAUUUCCCUCUGUAUACGGAAGCAAUUAAAUUCUUCAAUCAUCCGGAGAGUAUGGUGCGAAUAGCAGUUCGUACAAUUUCCUUGAAUGUUUACAAAGUACAAAACGCCAGCAUGUUACGUUUUAUAAGAGACAAAACGGCUGCCCCAUACUUUAGUAACUUGGUGUGGUUCAUUGGUAAACAUAUUUUGGAAUUGGACAACUGUGUGCGCACCGAUAUAGACCAUCAAUCGAAUCAAAAACUCUCUAAUUUGGUUGCGGAACAUUUGGAUCACCUGCAUUAUUUGAACGACAUACUUUUAUUAGAGAUCAACGACUUGAAUGCUGUCCUAACGGAACACUUGCUGCAUAAACUUUUUGUACCCCUUUAUAUAUUUUCACUAACACCGGCACCACCUCCGCCAUCCUUGGCCCUGGUUACACAAAAUUUAGCUGCAGUUUUGAAUCGCAAUGUCGACAUUGAUAUUCAGGAAAUGCAGAAUCCCAGAGUCUCGUCAAUAGUGGCUUUGUAUUUACUGUCAUUGGUAUUUUUGGUGGUGACACAUUCCCCAUUGGUUCAUGCCUUGGCAUGGGUUAUAUUGAAUGGAGAUAAUAGCGUAUUCAAAGAAGGGGCUACCUCAGUUCUCUACGAGGAACAUCGCCAAGCUGUGGUUCCUAGUUUCACCGAACCACGUGAGAGUUUGGAACAGGCAUUGGAUACAGCAGCUAAUUUUUCCGGUUACUCAUAUGGAGAAGAAACCACCGAGGACAGUUUGGUGACUGGUCAUAACAAUGAUUCACCCACAACUACCAACAACCAACCUGUUGAAGAAACAGAAAUCCAUACUUCUACUGAAGCCUUAGAAAAUGUUGUCUCUUCCACCUUGUCCAAUGCAGCCAAAUUGGCAAAUAUCACCGAUGAAGAAAAGGAGAAAUUACAACAAUUAACAUCUCCAACAACAACGACGACGACAGUGAUACAUCCUACAUUAAACAGACCAUUUUUGGAUACAGUUCUAUCGGCUUUGGACUGUUCGGAGAACGACUAUUUGGCUUUAUUGGCACUUUGUUUAAUCUAUGCCAUGACAUUUAACAAAGGAGUCAAGAAUGAUUGGUUUCACCAGGUGCUAUCGAAAUCCAAUGGAACUCUAAGUUAUAAAUCUGAAAUAAUUGAACGUUUAUUAAAUAUUAUAACGUUGUCCAAUCAACCGUCAUGUCGCAUUCGACUUAUCACCAUUGAAAUAGCUUUACAUCUUCUGGUGACCUUCACAAAACCCACAGAAGAUUCGUCUACCGCCACCUGUAUAACAGAAGCCCAACAAGAUCUACUGUUUGCAGCCCGUAAUCAAUCUAUGUCUGUCUUGCGAAAUUUCUAUAAAUCGGAAGAUAUAUUCCUUGACUUAUUCGAAGAUGAAUACAAUGAGAUGCGCAAAACAAAUUUGAACGUCGAAUUUCUAUGCAUGGACUCUGCGAUUCUGUUGCCACCCACCGGUACUCCACUGACGGGUAUACCAUUUACUCGACGUCUUCCCUGUGGAGAAGUCGAAAAGGCAAGGAGAGCUAUACGAGUAUUUUUCUUAUUACGAAAAACGUGCCAACAGUAUCUAAACGAAAAGGAAACUAUGUUGCCUCUGACGAACGCGGUUAACCUGGUGCAAAUAGACAAUGUCUUGGAUUUAAACAACAGCGACCUGAUAGCAUGUACGGUAAUUGCCAAGGACAACAUUAAACAGCGUCGAUUCCUGGUCAUUGAUUCAUUGCAGCUGAUCUUAGUAGAACCAGAUGCCAAACUACUGGGUUGGGGUGUUGCCAAAUUUGUUGGAUUCCUACAGGAUGUCGAAGUUGUUGGAGACAAAGAUGAUAGCAGAUGUUUGCAUAUAACUGUACAUCGCGGCGGUGCCAGUCACAACCGCACACCCUUAAUAUCUGCCAAGUUUUUAUUCGAUGAUCACAUUAGGUGUAUGGCUGCAAAGCAAAGGUUGACAAAGGGCCGUAGUAAGGCACGUCAAAAGAAAAUGUACCAAAUAGCACAGAUGAUUGAAAUACCCGGCCAGGUGAUUGAUUCUCCUGUUUAUGCUGUAGCUGGCUUGAGAUCUGCCAGUGGGCCCAGUAGUAGUAGCAGUUCGAGAUCUUCGCGUGAUCACAGACCAAUUUUUUCUACUAAUAAUCGUGUGCCCGGUUUCGCUGCUGCUUUACGGAGGGAAAAUGUAUCGGGUGGCGUAAGUCGUAUUCAAAUGGCUCAAAAUCGAUCUAUUGAAGGUAUACGCAAUGAGGGCUCAGGCCGUUCUCGCAGACGCAGUCCAACUUCCAGCGCUGGUGCAAGUAAUGGAGAUACCGGUUCUUCGCAACGUGAACAUUCUCAUUCUCCCAGUAUAGGUGCCAAAAGUUCUUCUCAAUCAAGAGACAAUUCAUUACAAAGAACAUCGCGUGAGGGUAGUCCUCUCACACAAAGACCAAGGUCUGAGGAAAUUCCCUUGGAAGAUUUUCAACAUUCUCGGAAUAACAGUCCGCAUGGAAGAACACCUUCAUCUUCCUCUAAUGCCGGUUCACGUUCUCAUACGCCAUCAAGAGCGUUAAAUUUUGAUCAAAUAUCAGUACACAAUGCCUCGCCCCGUAGAGAUAAUGCAAUAUCAAAUCAGGUCAAUGGAGUUUCAAGCAGUAAGGAUAAUGUAUUACAUACUCAAAAGUCGUCGGAAGAAACCUCGUUCAUAGCUACAGAAGAGACAAACUCUUCCAAUAGCACAGCUGGUUCUAGUGCUGCAAGACGCAAAGGAACCAUAGAAACUGUUUAA